Microthlaspi erraticum is the source of this 1110-nucleotide messenger RNA. NCBI's taxonomy places the organism in Eukaryota, Viridiplantae, Streptophyta, Magnoliopsida, Brassicales, Brassicaceae. The record is from the annotation of a GenBank genome assembly.
AUGGCAGCUAGACAGCAGCAGAAAGGAACAGGCUCGGGGAUCCAAUACGAGGAUCUUGUCCCCAAAUCCGAAUGGAAAGAUCAACCUGAAGCCACUCUUCUCACCAUUGAUCUUCCAGGUUUUACAAAGGAGCAAAUAAAGGUAACGUAUGUGCACACCUCGAAGAUGAUAAGAGUCACCGGACAACGUCCCCUGACUGAUCGGAGAUGGAGCCGUUUCAACGAGGUCUUCACUGUCCCACAGAAUUGUCUAGUGGAUAAGAUCCAUGGGAGCUUCAAGAACAACGUCCUCAUCAUCACCAUGCCUAAGGAGACGAUCACGAAGAUGCCUUAUCUUCCAGAACCUUCUAAAACUGUGGCUGAGAAGGUGGAGAAGUUAGAGGAGAAGAGGUUGUUGGAAGAAUAUAGAACGAAAGAGAAGGCUCUGGAAGAGGCUGAGAGGAAGAAGAAGCUCCUAGAAGAGGCUGAGAAGAAGCAGAAGCUUCUUGAAGAGAAAGAGGGACUAAUUAGGAAGCUGCAAGAAGAAGCUAAAGCAAAAGAGAUGGCUGAGGCGAGGAAGCUGCAAGAAGAAGCUAAAGCCAAAGAGAUGGCUGAGGCGAGGAAGCUGCAAGAAGAAGCUAAAGCAAAAGAGAUGGCUGUGGCAAGGAAGCUUCAAGAAGAAGCUAGAGCAAAAGAGAAGCUUGUGGAAGAAGCUAGACUAGAGAAGAAGAUCCAGGAGAGGAAGUUGGUGAAUGAAUCUGGUGGAAAAGAGAAGAUACUUAAGCCAGAAGAGAGGAAACUUCCGGAAGCGGUGUAUACAAAAUCCGGGGCCGGGGCUGGGACUAAAUCCGUGUCUGAAAAAGUAGGUGAGGUAGUGAAAUCAGCAGAAGAAAAAAUAGGUUACAUGGUGGAGAAAGAAAAGAAAAGAGGGAAAGGUAUAAUGGAGAAAAUCAGGGGAAAAGAGAUAACAAGUGAAGAGAAGAAGUUGAUGGUGAAUGUUGGAGUGGCUGCUCUCGUUAUCUUUGCUCUUGGAGCUUAUGUUUCUUAUACCUUUUGCUCUUCUUCUUCCUCUUCUUCCUCUUCAUCUUCUUCGUCCCCUUCUUCUUCAUCAUCUUCUGCAAAACCAGAAUGA